Molecule: messenger RNA, 444 nt
Organism: Prorocentrum cordatum
Lineage: Eukaryota; Dinophyceae; Prorocentrales; Prorocentraceae
Source: the annotation of a GenBank genome assembly
AUGCAGGUUGGCGACGAGCUCGAGUGCAGGUACGGCUGGAGCGGGCGCCUGCAGCUGUGGCUCAACCACGACCUCCUGGUGGACCUGGAGACGUCAAGGCCCAUCCGUGCCGACGCGGACUACUUCGCGGUGGUGGACGUGUGCUUCUCGGCCACCAGCCUCACCCUGCUGGAGCCUGCGCUGGCCCAGGACCCCGUCGGCAGCCCGCCGCGGCUCCCGGCGCCGCCCUGCUCGGCGGGCUCCGCCUCCGCGGGCUCCAGCGGCGCGAGCACGGCGCUGCGGGAGCUGUCCGACACCGCCAGCGAAGGCAGCGCCUGGCAGGAGCCGCUCGACGAGGCGGCCUGGGCCACCCCGUUCGCCCGGGCCUGGCGGGCGGAGCGGCUGGUGUCGGCGCCCUUCAGCGUCGGCAUGUUCGGCGUCGGACUGCUGCCCACGCUCCGGUGA